Molecule: messenger RNA, 789 nt
Organism: Salvelinus namaycush (lake trout)
Lineage: Eukaryota; Metazoa; Chordata; Actinopteri; Salmoniformes; Salmonidae
Product: BTB/POZ domain-containing protein kctd15-like
Exons: 4
Coding region: 19-789 (256 amino acids)
Biological process (GO): protein homooligomerization
Molecular function (GO): protein binding
Source: RefSeq, a predicted model, not a curated record
CUGUAGGAGGGAAGAAGCAUGUCCAGGAUGUCUAUGAGUCGUUCUCCAGUUUCUCCAAUGAAUGCCCAGGGCAUCCCAUCACCGGCCCAGCUCACUAAAGCCAACGCCCCGGUCCACAUCGACGUGGGAGGACACAUGUACACCAGCAGCCUGGGUACUCUCACCAAAUACCCAGAGUCUAGAAUCAGUCAUCUGUUUAAUGGAACAGAGCCCAUUGUACUGGACAGCUUGAAGCAGCACUACUUCAUAGACAGGGAUGGAGAUAUAUUCAGAUACAUCCUCAGCUUCCUCAGGACCUGCAAACUACUGCUCCCAGAGGACUUCAAGGACUUCCCCCAGCUAUACGAGGAGGCUCGCUACUACCAACUGACACCCAUGGUCCGCGAGCUGGAGCGCUGGCAGACGGAGCAGGAGGGCCAGAAGAGACCACCCUGCGAGUGCCUGGUGGUCCGAGUGACCCCUGACCUGGGGGAGAGGAUCGCCCUCAGCGGAGGGAAGGUGCUCAUCGAGGAGAUCUUCCCCGAGACUGGAGACGUCAUGUGUAACUCUGUGAAUGCCGGCUGGAACCACGACCCCACACAUGUAAUCAGAUUCCCUCUCAACGGCUACUGCAGGCUCAACUCAGUUCAGGUUCUGGAGAGGUUGUUCCAGAAGGGCUUCAGCGUGACGGCGUCAUGUGGCGGCGGAGUUGACUCCUCACAGUUCAGCGAGUACGUCCUGUGUCGCGAGCUCCGCAGGGGUCAGUCCAUCGGCACCACCAUCCACAUCAAACAAGAGCCUCUGGACUAG